Molecule: messenger RNA, 1006 nt
Organism: Rubroshorea leprosula
Lineage: Eukaryota; Viridiplantae; Streptophyta; Magnoliopsida; Malvales; Dipterocarpaceae
Source: the annotation of a GenBank genome assembly
CUUCCCAUCAGGUCGGGAUCCCGUCGAUCCCAUCAGGUCGCAAGCUUUUAGCUGCUUGCAGGCUGCAGGUAAUCUAGGGUGGUGAAGGUGGGCGGCAAGGCUAGCUGAGAAGUGGUUGAGAUCGAGGGAAAGUAACCGGAUGGCUGGGGCUCUGUGUGUCCCUACUCCGAUUUGGCCUAUAAAAGGGAGAGGGAUUUCAGGAGAGGAGAGGGAGCGAAAAAAAAAAAAAAAGGGAGGCAAAGAGGAGAGCGAAGAAUCUAGGAGAUCAUUGUGAGUUCGGGUUAGAGGAACCAAGAGCAAUAGAAAGUCCAAGUUUUGUUUUCGGAAUCCGAAGGUUACUGCGGACAAGGUAUCAUCAUCUUGUUUUGAUUUAUUUUAUGUAUAUUAUAUUAAAUGGGAACCUGAGUUUGCUGUUGAAUUUGUUGCGAAUUUAUUCUCAGUUUCAUUCAAUUCUUACUGUGCAUUGAGAAUAUCUUGAUUUGGUCAUGAAAUUGUGAAUAUUUUUCAAUUGCUUUCAAUGGGAAUUCAUGUGGAUAUUUUUUCUGGACAAACUCACACAUCUUUGUUUUGCUGAUGAUCUAGUAAUCUUUACUAAUGGUAGUCUACCAUUUAUGAAAACUGUUGUUGAUGUUUUAGGCCAUUUUUAUCAGAUUUCUGGUUUGAUGGUUAAUUACAACAAAUCAGAAAUUUUCUGCUGUGGGCUAUCAAUGACAGAAAUACAGCUGCUGGUUGACAGAUUUGGUUUUAAGCUCGGUACCUUGCCAGUAAGGUACCUUGGAGUGCCUCUUAUUACAGGAAAGCUCACAUGUAAGGAUCUGCGCCCCUUUGAUUGAAAAAAUCACUAACAAGCUGACUUCCUGGACAGCUAAAUACCUCACUUUUGAUCAGGUUAGUUUUUGACAGGAUUAGUUUUUACAUUGUGUUUGUGUAGCUAGUAGCAGCUGUUAUUUUUGCUGCUUUGAUGUACUCUAGUAUUUUUCUGGAUAAAUAAAGAUUUACAUUUUAU